CUAGAGGUCUUCCCAACUCCGCUCUCUCCAGGCUUCCCUGUCCUGCCUGUGCCCUGGCUUCAGCUACUGUCUUCGCCUCCGCUACCGCCUCCUCCGAGAGGCUGGAAAAAUGAGCUGAGCCUCAGUCACCGACGUUUCCAGCGCUGACAACAUACAGUGUGUGGUGUGCUUCCCGAAGGGUAGUUUGCCUCAAAAAAGAAAGAUGCAGUCUUCACAUGAUAAAAAAUUAGAAAAACUGGACCCAUUUUAUAGACGUUCAUUAUCUAAGCAGAAGACCAGUGCAGAGAUCAUCAAUGAAGCACGAAAUGCAUUAAGGACAGUUAGAACUGAGAGACCAUUUACACCACGUGAAGAUCAAAGAAAACUUUUUGGACCUGCAUCUUCAAGAACAGCAGAUAAUAGACCUCCUUCGUCAUUUAGCCUUCAUGCUUCCAGCUUUGAAUCAUCUGAUUCAAGACCAAUUUCUGGUACACGUCUCAGUCCACUAGAGCUUAAACCUAAAGUUCUUGCAUCCCUAUCUAAAGAAGAUGAAGCUUCUGUUUCCUUUCCUAAACCUCCAGUGGACCCCGUGAAGAUUAGAAGAGUAAGCAGUGCCCGUGCACGUUUAUUCAAGGCAUCCUCUCAGGGAAGUCUCCUUCCAGACAAAAUAUUUCAUCUUGACGAAUCAAAGAAGAGACUGAAAUCUGAGGACACCAUUAUCACAGGGGAUUCUUCAGUUAAAAUAAAUGGAAUUUGUCUGACAGAAUUAAAUUCCGUUGGUCAUUUUAACAGUCAUAAUCCUCAGUUAACACAUGAUGGAGACAUAAAUGAAACCAAUGAACAGGCUAUUUUGAAAGGGAAAGCAACAUCAACAGCAGCCCAUCUCAGAAGUGGAGGUGAUCCGACGAAAAGACGUGCCAGGGCUUCAUCAUGUCUGGUCAGUACUAACAAGAAUACAUUGGAAUCAAACAAAGAGGUUCAAAGGAACUUGGAAGAAAUUGAGACAGAAACAGAAACAGAAGAGGAAGAAGCCUUUUGGAGCACAAGGAUCUUACCAGUCUUACAUGAAUUGGAGAAGGAAGACAAUAUUGAAAAUUUUUGUGCCGCCUGCACCCAGCUUCAUCAAGCUUUAGAGGAAGGAAGCAUGCUCGGAAAGAGGUUUAAGAAAAGGAGUGUGCUUCUGAAGACCUUAUAUAAACUAGUUGAUGUCGGUUCAGACUUGCUCAGCCUAAAACUUGCGAAAAUUAUUCUAGCUCUUAAAGUAAGUGGAAAGAAUCUUCUCAAUGUCUGCAAACUCAUAUUUAAAAUUAGCAGGAGUGAGAAGAAUGAUUCUCUCAUCCAAAACGAUAGUAUUCUUGAUUCGUUGUUGGAGGUGCUGCGAGUGGAAGACCUUCACACUAACAAUGAGGCUUUUUUGUAUUGCAUGGGAGCAAUUAAAUUCAUUUCUGGGAAUCCAAGAUUUCUUAAUGAAAUGAUCAGCAAAGGUGCUGUUGAAAUACUGCUACAUUUGAUGAAGCAGAUAAAUGAGAACAUGAGGAAAUCUGGGACAUGUUCCUCCAACUCAGGGCACUUGUUAGUCCAGAUGACAGCUACCAUGAGAAAUUUGGUUGAUAUACCACUGGCAAGGUGUAAAUUGUUGAACAAUAGUGCCCUCCCAGAGCUCUGUGGAGUGAUGGAACAGUAUGCAAAUGAUAAAGAUGUCUGUACCAACAUUGCUAGAAUAUUAAGCAAACUUUCUUCCUGUCACGACUGCUGUGCGGCCUUGGCUGACUAUUCCAGAUGUUAUGCCUUAUUUUUGAGUCUGAUAAACCAGUAUGAGAAGAAGCAGGAUUUAGUUGUUCGUAUUGUUUUCAUCCUUGGCAACCUGACCGCGAAAAAUAAUCAAGCCCGGGAACAGUUUUCUAAGGAGAAAGGUUGCAUCACAACCCUCUUAUCAUUAUUCAAUACUUACUAUGAAAUGGAUUUGAAUUCUACAAAAAAGAUGGAUGAUGAAGAAGAAAAGAACAAGAAACACAAGCAGCCUUCUGAGGUGGAAGAUGUCCUCAUAAAGGUGAUCCGAGUACUGGCCAAUAUAUCCAUUCACCCCAGUAUAGGGGCAGCUUUGGCUGCGAACCAGCAAGUAGUGGCGUUACUUGUCACCACACUGGAGUAUAAAUCAAUUGACGAAUGUGAGGAACUGGUCAUCAAUGCUACAGCCACAAUCAACAAUUUGUCGUUCUACCAAGUAAAGAACUCCAUCAUCCAGGACCGAAAGCUGCGCAUCGCCGAAUUGCUCUUAAAACUUCUAAUGAGCAGCAACAUGGAUGGAAUCCUGGAGGCUGUGCGAGUCUUUGGCAAUCUUUCCCAAUAUGAUGAGAUUUGUGACUUCAUUGUACAGAAAAAUGUCUACAAAUUUAUGAUUGCAUUGCUGGAUGCUAAGCACCAAGAUAUUUGCUUUUCUGCCUGUGGAGUUCUCCUAAACCUCACUGUUGACAAAGACAAGCGUGUAAUCCUAAAAGAAGGGGGCGGAAUUAAAAAGUUAGUGGAUUGUUUAAGAGACUUUGGCCCUACAGAUUGGCAGCUGGCCUGCUUGGUUUGUAAAACAUUAUGGAAUUAUAGUGAAAAUGUCCCGAAUCCUUCGUCGUGUUUUGGAGAUGAGGACACAAAUGCACUCUUAGUCUUAUUGUCAUCAUUUUUAGAUGAAGAACUAGCAUUGGAUUAUAGUUUUGACAGAGAGUUAAGAGACUAUCACAAACUUUAUUGGGAAACAGAAUUCAAGCCUGUGGCGCAACAACUUCUUAAACGUAUUCAGAGCCAUCACACCUUCCUUGAACCUCUACCUAUUCCUUCUUUUUAAUAUGGUAAAAGUCUGGUAGGUGAUUAACAAUAUAAAGAUGAAUUCAAGUCGGGUCUUUUCAUAAAAAGUAAUAAAUUCAAACACUUUUUCAUGAAUAAAUAUGGAACAAUUCAUUU
Molecule: messenger RNA, 2931 nt
Organism: Trichosurus vulpecula (common brushtail)
Lineage: Eukaryota; Metazoa; Chordata; Mammalia; Diprotodontia; Phalangeridae
Gene: ARMC2
Product: armadillo repeat containing 2
Exons: 18
Coding region: 203-2815 (870 amino acids)
Biological process (GO): cilium organization; sperm axoneme assembly
Molecular function (GO): protein binding
Source: RefSeq, a predicted model, not a curated record